Trematomus bernacchii (emerald rockcod) is the source of this 1056-nucleotide messenger RNA. RefSeq names its product dynein, light chain, LC8-type 2b (gene dynll2b). The coding region runs from base 129 to 398 and encodes 89 amino acids. The transcript has 3 exons. Lineage: Eukaryota; Metazoa; Chordata; Actinopteri; Perciformes; Nototheniidae. Gene Ontology annotation, biological process: microtubule-based process; cilium assembly. Gene Ontology annotation, cellular component: cytoplasmic dynein complex. The record is from RefSeq and is a predicted model, not a curated record. Gene Ontology annotation, molecular function: dynein light intermediate chain binding; dynein intermediate chain binding.
AGCAGAUGCGUCCUGAAGGGCGGGGCAGAUACGCAUGCUUUCUUUGCAUAAAUGAACGAAAAACAGUGCAGCUACCCUAAACGUACAACAAACAAUUUACCUUCGCCGAGAGACGCCAAAAAGCCAAAAUGUCUGACAAAAAGGCAGUGAUAAAGAAUGCGGACAUGCCUGAUGAAAUGCAGCAGGAUGCAGUGGACUGUGCCAUGCAGGCUAUGGAAAAGUACAACAUUGAGAAGGAUAUUGCUGCUUAUGUCAAAAAGGAGUUUGACAAGAAGUACAACCCCACAUGGCAUUGCAUUGUUGGGAGGAACUUUGGCAGCUACGUGACGCACGAGACCAAGCAUUUCAUUUACUUCUACCUGGGCCAAGUGGCUAUACUACUGUUCAAGUCAGGCUGAAAUUCAAACAUGCCCCCUUCGAAAACUACUUUUUAAUUCAGCCCUUACUAGUUCUGUGCAAUGCUGUACAUUCACAGACAUGCCUACCUCCUGGUUUCCUGCUUACUUCAGUCUGUUAUAGUUUGCCACCUACAACACUACCACCAUAGGUGGAUGGCGCUUAAGUCAUGCCUGGACUGGUGAAGUGUCGUUCAUAGAAAAUGCCAAUUUAAAACUACUUUCCAUUCCAGCACUCGGUCAGCAUUUUCACAUCUGACUGAAUCAUGACUCAUAAUUUCCGCUUAUUAUUUUUGCUGUGCAUUGAUGCGCAGAUUUUUUGUACAUUGUUUCGUAUGGAUAUGUUGUAAAAUAACUUAUUUUUCAUGGAAUUAAAAAGAGCAACAGAGUUUUUGUUGAAAUUACUUUAAUUUUCAGUAUUGGCUGAGGUUGAAUAUAAAUUCCAAGACUGUUGCUUACUAAUAAUAAAGAAAACUACAUGCCAAGAGAUUUAAGGUUUUGUACAUGCUUGAACAUUCCUCUUUCCACUUCAGUUGUGAAUCUUUACAAUGUUAGUGCUGUAUAUCUCUGGAAUGUAAUUUAGUGUGCAGUCUGGUAUUGUGAUAUGUUCAACAAGUUGAGCACAAAGCAACUUUGAAACAGUAAAUUGGUUCAAAAUGUG